Lasiosphaeria miniovina is the source of this 609-nucleotide messenger RNA. RefSeq lists its product as uncharacterized. The transcript has 2 exons. Bases 1 to 609 code for a protein of 202 amino acids. NCBI's taxonomy places the organism in Eukaryota, Fungi, Ascomycota, Sordariomycetes, Sordariales, Lasiosphaeriaceae. The record is from RefSeq and is a predicted model, not a curated record.
AUGAAGCUCUCCAUUCUUCUCUCUUUUGCCGUUGGCAUCGUUGCCGCUCUCAAAUCUGACAAGCUCAGCCAUCUGCAGCCCCUGAAGAGGACCGCGAGGCCGAGCGAGCUCAUUGGCGACUUCACCAGCCGCCUGGCUCGCGGCAUUGCUCUGACCACUCGCCAGGAGUCUAGGGCGGCGCUACAGAGGGUGCCGGUGGAUGCUGCCGAGUCUGUCGUUCGCCGCCGGGGCGAGAGCCUCACGGCUGUUCGCCAAAUGCGCAGACAAGUCUCUGCGAGCGACUUUUACGAGUGUUCAACCACGAGCCCGGCUCCCAACGACGCCGACUGCCAAGUGAUUGCGAACUCGCUCAAGGCAUCCAGCGAGGACAUCGUGGUGGCCCAGAACGCGUGUCUCACCUUCAGUUUCGCGACGUGCCAGGGCUUCUUCUGCUCUCUCUGCGGCACCUUGCAGACCUCGACAGACUUUAUCGGCAACCAGCUCGACCUGGUCGAAGGGUUGUGCGUGGCCAAUGGCCAGGCGGGUACCAUUGUCAGCGAUCAAUCUCCGCAGUGGGACGCUGGCUUUGUUACCACAGGCAGUGGCCUGCCGAGCUACGAUGUGUGCUAG